UCUGUUCUUCUGUUCCAGAGACAAUCUUCUGCUACAACUACGGAAGCUUCCACAAGAUUACAAAGAGAAUGGAAAGUUUCUGAGGUCCUGGAAGUAAGUGAGCGUUCUCGCAGUCUGCCAGUGUCAGCCACUUAACCUUGAGGAGGGAACUCACCUUAAAGUUCUCCAGCUUCUAAAAUUGUGUUUCUCAGAAGGAAUCAGUGGCGGCAUACGUGAAUUCAUAAGUGACACUGGAGUUAAUAAUGUGACAGAGAUACACAAAAAGAUUUGCUGGAGAAGAACGACUCAAAAUUGUGGACUAAUUUUGAAUACUUCCUUUUAAUUUUUAACAUAGUUUUCUCUCCCCCACCCCCCAAACACUGCCAAAAGAUGCCAGCCAAGACACCCAUCUACCUGAAAGCUGACAACAAUAAGAAAGGGAAGAAAUUCAAGCUGAGGGACAUUUUGUCUCCUGAUAUGAUCAGCCCACCUCUGGGGGAUUUUCGCCACACGAUUCACAUUGGGAAAGAAGGGCAACAUGAUGUUUUUGGAGACAUCUCUUUUCUUCAAGGAAAUUACGAGCUCUUACCUGGGAAUGAGGGCGAAACAGCCAGCCAGUGUGAAGGCCACAGUGAAUUCCUAAGGGCAAACAGCACCUCUGACUCCGUGUUUACCGAAACGCCUUCUCCGGUGCUCAAAAAUGCCAUAUCACUUCCUGCCAUCGGUGGUUCUCAAGCCCUCAUGCUGCCCUUAUUGUCACCAGUGACAUUUAAUUCAAAGCAGGACUCUUUGGGGCCGUUAAGGAAUCCCAGGCAUAGCUGUGAACCCGUAAUGGAAGAAAAGUUGCAGGAGAAGAGCAAACACUUGGAGAAUGGGAAAAUAUACAAAGAUGACAUCACAUGGGAGCGGAAUGUCCCAACAUCGCGGUAUACUAAUGGAAGAGACAGUCAUUCAUCCAGCCUUUCGGAACAAUACACUGAAUGGCAAACAGAGGAGUUAUUUGACAACGGCCAUCUUUCAUGUGAUCUAACCAAGACUCAGCCGAAAUCAGAAGACUCCCUUUCAGAUCUGGCAGAACCUCUCCUUUCUUUGCAACUUGACCUUGGCCCCUCACUUUUGGAUGAAGUGCUCAGUGUAAUGGACAAAAACAAAUUAUAGAACUUGUUGCUCUUUUCAUUUCGCUUAUUCAUAUAAAACACAACUGAAAUGUAUGGGCACCAUCCAUCCAAAGUCAAGCAAUUAAGGCUGCAAUUCUAUGUACACCUCUUUGGGAAUAAGAUUUAUUGACUCAAUGUGCCUUACUUCUUUGGAAAGCAUUGGGUGCAGAUCCAUUGAUUUCAGUGGCAGAGUUAAGCAUAUGUUUAAAUCAAAUCCAUUGAGAAUGAAUGGGAUUUAAACAUGCUGUUUGGAUGGAUAGUGCCUUAUUGAGUGUAUAUACAAUAUCAACUCUCUUUGAAGUUGACAAAUUUUCUAAAAGCAAAUGAUUUUAAACUAUUUUUUUAUGAAGUUUCCAUGGGUUUUUUAAUGUGGCAAGUGUCUCAUAAUGAGGACAUAUUUUAAUGUCACAAUUUUCAGCAGAAUUAAAAUGUUUUCUAAGAACCAAGAUAUUUUGUCAACAUAAUAUUUGGGAGAAUUCUGCAAGUUAGGAUAAUUAACUCAAUUCAUUUUCAGGAACCCUUUGGUUCUUAAUGGUCCCACAUGUGCCACACAGAAGAUUUAUGAAGUGAAGGUGAAAUGUUAAUUAGUUCAACAUUAUUUAAUAUGUAACUCCUCUCCUUCCCAGAAUGAUAGGGUUGGGUUUUUUAAUUAGCAAUGUUUUUCAUUCUGGCUGCAGUGUUAUUGUUGAAUGUUAAUGCAUAGCUCUGUGCUCAGAUGGGAAUGGCUUUUUCUGUUUAACUAUUAUGGGAAAUAUAUGUAGCCAAUACAAACUGGUGCCAUUGAAGUUACUGGAGCUUCCUGUGCAAGCUCUUACCCUAACAUGUAUUCAGUCCUAGACAAUCCAAUCUAAAAGAUAUUAAAAGACAAACUGUAGUAGCAAUUACCUUAUUUUAUGAGCUGAGAUCUAUUUUUGUGGACAUUAAAAUAGUUCUACACACACACACACACACACACACACACACACACACACGAAUUGCACCAGAGAGAGGUUGCUUAGCAUUUUCUUGGAGAAACUUUGUAUAAAUUGUAUAUUUGUGCGUGUUUGAGGAAAAUACGUAUUUGUUCUUUUAGCUUUGUUUCCUCGGUUAUUGACUUUGACACACACACACACACACACACUUAAAAUUUUGCAGUGGGUUAUCUUAUGGUUUAGAGGACAGCACCGGCUACUCACAAAGCUCAAAAGGUGCUGAAGCAAGCAGUACUCCAGGGAAUAUAGAGAUGUCCCUGCAUUGCGUAGAUACUUUGUGCAAUACAAUAAAGAAUAAAUGUGGAAAAAUCA
Molecule: messenger RNA, 2419 nt
Organism: Elgaria multicarinata webbii
Lineage: Eukaryota; Metazoa; Chordata; Lepidosauria; Squamata; Anguidae
Gene: CDC42EP3
Product: CDC42 effector protein 3
Exons: 2
Coding region: 370-1137 (255 amino acids)
Biological process (GO): positive regulation of pseudopodium assembly; positive regulation of actin filament polymerization; regulation of cell shape
Cellular component (GO): membrane; cytoplasm
Molecular function (GO): small GTPase binding
Source: RefSeq, a predicted model, not a curated record